Messenger RNA from Pisolithus orientalis, 752 nucleotides. Its product is annotated as ubiquitin-conjugating enzyme/RWD-like protein. Lineage: Eukaryota; Fungi; Basidiomycota; Agaricomycetes; Boletales; Pisolithaceae. The transcript is spliced from 8 exons. The coding region runs from base 44 to 580 and encodes 178 amino acids. The record is from RefSeq and is a predicted model, not a curated record.
UCCAGAACUGCACUGCGUUUCCUCUUCGCCGUCGACCUCGCAAAUGGAUCAAAUCACGUCCUCACUCGCACCUUCAAGAAAUGCUGUCAAGUCUGCUGCUACAGGCUCUCCCGGAGACGGUCCUGGCAGUGUAACGAAACGUUUGAGCAACGAACUCAUGACACUCCUGAUGUCCUCUUCACCUGGAAUUUCCGCAUUUCCCAAAAACGACUCCAACCUGUUUGAAUGGGCAGGUACGAUAGAAGGGGCACCGGGUACUAUAUAUGGUGGUCUUGCAUUCCGAAUCUCGAUUUCAUUCCCUAGUAAUUACCCAUACUCUGCGCCGACCAUCAAGUUCGAGACGCCAUGCUACCAUCCGAAUGUGGACAUUAAUGGCGGCGCAAUUUGCCUGGAUAUUUUACAGGACAAGUGGUCAGCGGUGUACAGCGUACAAACGGUGUUGCUCUCUCUUCAGUCAUUGUUGGGAGAACCUAACAAUGCUUCUCCGCUUAACCCCGAUGCAGCCAAUCUAUGGAGUAACCCUGAAGCUUUUAAAGUUCAGCUCAUGAAGCACUACCGCCCGUUGGAUGGCUCGGCGUGAGAUUCGCUUCUGAUUCCCCUGCAUUCAUGUAGCACGUCGCAGUUAGGAUGUAACGUUUUCGUCAUCGUAUGUUGUUGCUUUCCAAAGGACUGUUGUAGAUACAAUGUGGUGGUUUCUUCCAAUAUUGGUGUAUUUCUGCUCUGUGGCGUCUAAGUGAAACGAUUGUUUCCGA